CGCCGCCCGGGCCAUUUUGCGGCGCGAUGAGGCGGGAGCGGCGGUGAGCAGCGCCCGUCCCGCCCGCUCCGCUCGCACCGCCGGGCACGGCCCUCCCCAGGGCGAGCAGGCACAGCCAGGGCACAGCGACACCGGAGCGCCCCCCCGCCCGCCCCUCAGCGCCGGCGGAGCCAUGAGCUGGGGCACGGAGCUGUGGGACCAGUUUGACAACUUAGAAAAACACACGCAGUGGGGUAUUGAUGUUCUGGAAAAGUACAUCAAGUUUGUAAAAGAAAGAACAGAGAUUGAACUCAGCUAUGCAAAGCAGCUUAGGAAUCUUUCAAAGAAAUACCAACCCAAGAAGAACUCCAAAGAGGAGGAAGAAUACAGGUACACAUCAACUAGAGCCUUCCUAGCCACUUUAAAUGAGAUGAAUGACUAUGCUGGCCAGCAUGAGGUGAUCUCAGAGAACAUGACCUCUCUGAUCACUGCAGAGUUAACACGCUACGUGCAGGAGCUGAAACAGGAGAGGAAAUCGCACUUCCAUGAUGGCAGAAAGGCACAACAACACAUUGAAACUUGCUGGAAACAACUUGAAGCAAGCAAAAGGCGGUUUGAACGUGAUUGCAAAGAAGCUGAUCGAGCACAGCAGUAUUUUGAGAAAAUGGAUGCUGACAUCAAUGUGACAAAAGCAGAUGUUGAAAAGGCAAGACAGCAAGCCCAGCUAAGACAUCAGAUGGCAGAAGACAGCAAAGCUGAAUAUUCUUCCACGCUACAGAAGUUCAACAGUGAGCAGCAUGAGCAUUACUACACACACAUACCAAACAUCUUCCAGAAAAUACAAGAGAUGGAGGAAAGAAGAAUCGUGAGGAUAGGGGAAUCCAUGAAAACCUUUGCAGAAGUCGACCGUCAAGUGAUCCCCAUCAUUGGGAAGUGUCUGGAUGAGAUAACAAAGGCUGCAGAAUCAGUGGAUCACAAGAAUGAUUCCCAGAUGGUAAUAGAAGCCUUUAAAUCAGGAUUUGAGCCUCCAGGAGACGUCGACUUUGAGGAUUUCACACAGCCCAUGAAGAGAACAGUGUCUGAAUCCAGCCUUUCCAACUCCAGAGGGGAUGGGAAGUCAGAGCCCAAGUAUGGCAGCAAAUCCAAGGGCAAGUUAUGGCCAUUCAUCAAGAAAAAUAAGCUUAUGUCCCUUUUAACAUCCCCCCAUCAGCCCCCUCCUCCUCCCCCUGCCUCUGCCUCACCCUCUGCUGUUCCCAACGGCCCCCAGUCUCCCAAGCAGCAAAAGGAACCCCUCUCCCAUCGCUUCAACGAGUUCAUGACCUCCAAACCCAAAAUCCACUGCUUCAGGAGCCUAAAGCGCGGGCUUUCUCUCAAGCUGGGAGCAGGCCCAGAAGAUUUCAGCAAUCUCCCACCUGAGCAAAGAAGGAAGAAGCUUCAGCAAAAGGUCGAUGAACUGAACAGGGACAUUCAGAAAGAGAUGGAUUCAAGAGAUGCCUUAACAAAGAUGAAAGAUGUGUACAUCAAGAAUCCCCAGAUGGGAGAUGCGGCCAGCGUGGACCACAGAUUGGCAGAGCUGGGGCAGAACAUUGAAAAGCUGCGAUUAGAAGUUCAGAAAUUCGAGGGCUGGCUGGCGGAGGUGGAGGGGCGGCUGCCGGCGCGGAGCGAGCAGCCCCGGCGCCAGAGCGGGGUCUACGAGGCACAGAACGCAUCGGGAGUGAACAGCUGUGCCCAGGACAGGGAGAGCCCCGAUGGCAGUUACACAGAAGAGCAAAGCCAGGAGACUGAGAUGAAAGUACCUGCAACAGACUUUGAUGAUGAGUUUGAUGAUGAAGAACCACUACCCACCAUAGGAACGUGUAAAGCUCUCUAUACAUUUGAAGGUCAGAAUGAAGGAACAAUCUCUGUAGCAGAAGGAGAGAUGCUCUAUGUCAUAGAAGAAGACAAAGGGGACGGGUGGACGCGGAUCCGAAGGAACGAAGAUGAGGAGGGCUAUGUCCCCACGUCCUAUGUUGAAGUCUAUUUGGACAAAAAUGCCAAAGGUGCUAUGACCUAUAUUUAAUGAUAUUAUUAUUGUUUUAUUUGCUUUCACAGAGAUAAACCAAGCCUGAAGCUGCUCUGUGUUGCAGAUAGAGCCUUUUAAGAGUCUGUACAAUGCCACCAAGUGCAUUAUUCUGUACAUGGACUAAUUAUGGCUUGUUGUACUGCAAAAUGUGCUUUUCUUGCUCAGAGAAGGGUAGUGUGGGGGACUCCUGAAAGCAGAGGGGAAAUGCAGCCUUGCCUGGACAGUGUUUGCUCAACUGUCACUGCCAUUGCACACUCAGCUUAGUGCAGGAAGCACAAAGCCCUUUGGGAUCCUUCAGGCUCUCCUCAGAUACCCAGGUGGCAUCUCAGACUGUUUGUCCCAAAGUCACUCGGUGGAACUUUAUGGAGGGAAUAUUUAGACUGCUGGUUUGUGUCUGUGUGGGAGCUUUUCAGAGCCUGUUGUGUUCUGGGGACCUUUUGGAUUGAAAACUGGUGGUAAUUUAGUUUAGUGUGUGUGGAAGGGGAAGGAGAGAUCUUACCAAACCCCCUCUACACUGCACUCUGUGGUCCCUGAUAAAUGGGUAAAACAUUGAGAAGGCUCCUCUGUUCUUUCCCACCUUGCUACAUUUCAGAUGUAUUUGCUGUUGCAGAUGACCAGAACUAAUGGUUUAAUCUUUUGCUUACUUGACAUCAAUGGAGACAUUCAGAGUUUGGACUCUGUAAACUGCUGUUUGUUGCUUUUAAUUCCUCCCAAAUGUUUUGUUUAAGGAAGCAGUGCUGCAGGGCAGACCUGGCUGGAGUAAGUGCCAGUGCUGAACACCUGGUAAUGGGAUACACUGAGAAAUCAAAAUAUUUUAGCCCUGUUUCAAAUCAGGACAUGAGAAUUCCACUGUGUUAAAUAAUUUGUGUUUAUUCAGUCACUUAAUCCUUCAGAUUAUUGUGUUUCCUAGACUUGAGAGUUCUUGGUGUGAAACAAGUGGCCUCAUCCAAGUCAAAAGCAAACUGAACAUUUUCUUUGGGGUUUAUGGGCAGCAGGAAGAGAGGACUAGGACUGUACCCAUAAACCAGCCCUGAAACUUGAGCAGUUCAGAGUUGGGUUGGGUGUUAAUCAGUGCAGUGCCUUGUCUGGCCCUUGUUUUAUUUUGCCAUAAUACAGUAGUUUUAUGUUCCUGUUGGCAAAUACAUGCUCACUUAAGAUGUAAAAGAGUGCAAAAAGUUUAGCCUCUUCUGUUGGCUUUGAAAGAUGGAUCAUCCAUUCCCCUUUAUAUCCAGAGCAAGGCUGAAGGAUUGGAAAUAUGGAAACACAGACUGGUUUGUGUUGGAAGGGAUCCUCUCAUUCCAACUCUCUCCAUCAGAGUAAAAACACAAACUGUGCCAGGGAUGAAGGCUGAUACAGCUGCAGCCAUGUCUGUAGGCACAAGGGAGGUUUUUCAGAUAAUUUAAAGCUUUUCCAUAAAUUUUGCUGGAUUUCAGGAACAAAAUCAAAUGGAUCUGUGAAUAUCUAAUGUAUAGGAACAACAGUGUUUACCUCUUUUAUUUCUCAAGUCUCUGGUUUGAAAGAAAAGCUAAAAGAGAAUACUUCAAAGAAUGCAGCAUAAAGAUUUGCAGGAAAUGCUGCUGUGUUUAAAAGGUGAACUUUGUUGCAAGCUGCAAAUUGAUUUUUAAGGUAUUGGUAGAAGUGACUUGAUUCAGUCCUUGAAAUAGAAGCGAUGACAUUCCUGAAGAUAACAUUGUAAAUACUCAAUCUUUGCAAACUUUAGUAAUCCUUUCCUCUCCUUGGAAGGGAGGUUGAGCAGCUGGCACCACGAAAGGCUGGUGGCACAAGGGUGGGAGCUCACAGCAGCCCCUGUGACUGUCCCAGCCAGCAGAGCCAUCCCAGUCCUGGCUCAGCCUUUCCUGCCAUGGGCCAGGGGCAGCUCAGUGCCACUGCUCAGUGCUUGUGAGAAGCUGCUUUUUCACUCAGCUGGAGCCUGUGUUGUCAGGGCUCUGCUGCAGAGCUGAGCUGAGCAGGACAGGUAAGUUGUGUGCUGCAGGUGCCCUCCUGAUCAGUCUUAGAGGAGCCAAGCUGGGUCUGUGCCCUGCCAGUCCCUGUGUGAGGGCUCCUGAUGACAUUUACAGGGGUGCCUCUGGUCAGAGGGUGUUGGCAAACCCUGUCACAAAAAGAACAGUAAUGCCUAUCUUGUUUUGCCUUUUUUUUUUUCCAGAUGUGCACAAACCACUUCAGAAAAUCUCUGAGUAGGUUUGCAUAGGCCUGUCCACCCUUUAUUCUCCUGGUUUGCUGCUACGGUUGUUUUAAGAGCUCUGUUUGAGAAGGUUUUCUUUAGAAGAGAUGAAUGCACAUGUCACAUCUCCAUCACUGAAAGACUUUGUUAGGUACCAGGCUGGCUCUGAAAUGAAGGUGCUACCCUGACUGUGUCCAUUUAGUGCAAACAGCACUGUUGUCCUUCUGAAUAGAAAGGAGAGCUGCAGGCUCUGCUCCCCUGGGAUUCCUGCAGGAGGCUGUUCUGUGCACACCUGGGUGUAGCAUCUUGCAGGGCUUUUCUGUACCUGUCUGGUGCUGAGAACUCAAACACAGGAACUGGUUGGGCCUUUCAGCUUGAGACUGACCCCCCUGUGUCACUGACCAUGGUACCUCAUCAUCUGCUUGGCAACAAAACUGUCUUUCACUGAGGGAUGUUGUGAAAUCCUGUGACACAAAAAGUCCUGCAUGGAGUACCCAGCUCUGAACAAACCCUGCACUGCCCCCAGCAGCAAGGCCAGGUUCCCUUCCAGCCCAAGCCUGGCUCUUUGUGUGGGUGACAUGCAGGACUUUGGGAGGUUGAACUUCUUAAUAAAAACUAUUUUGGAGCUGUGGGCUGAUGAGCAUUUUGGCUCCUGUUCCCCCUCACCUCUGAUGAUAUCAGUGAUUCCUUAUGGACAGCUCUGGCAUUCCCAGUGCUGCAGCUCUGCUCUUUGCUGUAACCAUCAUGCAGAGCCUUGACUUAUAUAAAUAAAUAGGUAAAAGUUAACCAUGCUGAUGCACUUUUUAUCUAGGAUAUAUCUGAUUAUUUAAUGCUUGCCAAAUUAUUUAGGAAUUGGUAAUUAUAAACUGGACUGUGGCUUUUUAAAAUCCUUUUGUUAUAUACGUGCCCUUAGAUCUCCCAGUAUAUAUAAAAAAAUUGUAUAUAACAUAACUUAAAGACUAAAGUUACUUGAAUUUGAAUUGUUUUUAUCCUUUUAUAUGUGUAUAAAUAUAAAUGGUUUUUUAGGCUGUUCUUCUGCUUAACCCAGCUGUUUUGGUAACUGCUCAGACCUUCUGAUGUUGAUAAGUGUUUUUGGUUACUCAGCUGCCUGCACCUGGACUUGCAUAGGAGCUGCUGUUGUGUGUUAAGGUUUGUUCAAUCUGGCCAGUGUGGUUGUCUUGUUUCUAUUCUUAUUUUUUAAAGAAUCAUCAUCUGUCAGGAAUCUCUUUAUAGCUUGAUGUACCAUGGUGUCUUCUUCUAAUAAACAUUAUAUUUUCUCA
Molecule: messenger RNA, 5503 nt
Organism: Camarhynchus parvulus
Lineage: Eukaryota; Metazoa; Chordata; Aves; Passeriformes; Thraupidae
Gene: FNBP1
Product: formin binding protein 1
Exons: 16
Coding region: 173-2038 (621 amino acids)
Biological process (GO): endocytosis; signal transduction
Molecular function (GO): protein binding
Source: RefSeq, a predicted model, not a curated record